Messenger RNA from Exophiala xenobiotica, 1624 nucleotides. RefSeq lists its product as uncharacterized. NCBI's taxonomy places the organism in Eukaryota, Fungi, Ascomycota, Eurotiomycetes, Chaetothyriales, Herpotrichiellaceae. Gene Ontology annotation, cellular component: nucleus. The transcript has a single exon. Gene Ontology annotation, biological process: DNA repair; DNA alkylation repair. Bases 91 to 1518 code for a protein of 475 amino acids. Gene Ontology annotation, molecular function: dioxygenase activity; zinc ion binding. The record is from RefSeq and is a predicted model, not a curated record.
CAGCAACUGGAAUUUCCACCUCGUCGUUACUCGGACAGUUGAUGAUGGCUCCAAGCAGGGGCAAAUCCUUCAAUUCGAGCCUCUUCCACUAUGGACGCAUUUAUAUCUCGCAAAAGACUGCGCGUCUCGCCGCCACGCAAGCCUGAGACUGUGGCUAUAACCUCGUCAACACCGCCGUUCACGUCUACCGACGAGGACGAAUCAACAGACGUCAAGCUCGCGAUCCUCUCCUCCCUCCAUCCUGAACGAUGUCAAGAUGAUCUUCUCGAGGUCCUGCUCAGCCACGACGGCUCCGUCUGCCUCGCCCUCGAAUCUCUGUCCUCGUACUCCUCCCCUCCACCAAAGCGCAGACUCACCACAGCUGGCCAGCAAAGCGCCCUGCCCUUCUCAGCUACAACGAACAAAAGCCCAUCCAAACACCCCUUGACGAGAAAAGGCAAAACCCUACACCUUUACAGCCCUGCCGACAUUGCCCAGCACACACCCUGUUCCAUCAUCCACAACUUCCUCCCACCCAACCUCGCGGAGUCCCUCCUGCAAGAACUCCUAGCCGAAGUACCCAGCUACGAAUCCAUCUCCUUCAAGAUCUUUGACCAGGUCGUCAAAUCCCCACACACAGCCUGCUUCUACGUCGACUCCUUGUCCGACCUUGCCCGCCAACGCUCCGAGUACUACUACAACGGUAACGAUUUGGGCGACAUCCGACAGAUCCUCCCCGUCAUGCGGCAAGUCAGCACUCUCGUCCGAAAUGCCGUCAACCUCGAAAUCGCCACGCGCAUCCAAGAUUUCUACCCCGAAGGCAAGAAACUGAAAUAUCAAUCCCCUCAAACGUGGCAACCCAACGCGGCGUUCGUCAACUGCUACGACGGUGGCGCGCAGCACGUAGGCUACCACUCCGACCAGCUCUCGUAUCUGGGCCCGCGAGCCGUGAUAGGCAGUCUGAGUCUCGGCGUGGAAAGGGAAUUUCGCGUGCGCAAGAUCGUGCCGAAAGACGACGACGACUCGAGAGGAGAUGCCGCCGCCGCCACCGCCUCCGACGUGUCCGGUCAAAUUGCGAUCCACCUGCCUCACAACUCGCUGCUGGUCAUGCACGCCGAGAUGCAGGAGGAGUGGAAACACAGCAUCGCGCCGGCGCAGACGGUCACGCCGCAUCCCCUCGCCGGCAACAAGAGGAUCAACAUCACGUACCGCUGGUACCGGGAGGAGUUUCGCCCCAAGUAUACGCCCAAAUGUCGGUGCGGCGUGCCGUGUGUGCUGAAGACGGUGCAGAAGCAGAAGGUCAAUCGUGGACGGUAUAUGUGGAUGUGUCAGGUCGGGAGUAAGCCUGGCGCUGGCGAGGGCUGUGGGUGGUUCGAGUGGGCGAGGUUUACAGAUGACGGGGUGCCCGUGGGCUGGAAGGGACCAGAGAAAGCGAAAGAGGAUGUCGAGUCUAGAGAGGGAACUCGAGAUGAAAAGGAUGCAAAGUCAAGAACGUCUGAAUGCGGUGCUGAGAACGCUGCGGGUGCCCCGAAAGCCUGACCGCGAUAUAGGCGAAGCGAAGGCGCUGAGGAACGAUGGCACGACUGAUGUGUGGAAUGAAUUAUGAAAGGAUAUGAAUCUUGAGAGCCACUACGCCACUAUUGUU